AUGGACAUCCUGAUAGACGGCACACCGUGGUAUAUAAAUGACAAUAUACGAAAAGAUAACGUCAUUCCAAUUGGAGGGAAAUUUGUCAUAGGACAGCAAUAUAUAGCUUCUGGCUUCGAACCUAAAUCAGGAUUUCUUGGUCAACUAAGUGGUAUGAAUUUUUGGAAUACAUCGUUCCCAGGAGAAAUGUUAGAGUCGAUGGCUCAGUUAGCAGUGCAUUUAGAAGGAAAUAUAUUGAGAUGGUCCAAUGUCCUUGGUAAUAUUUUUGGCGAUGUACAAGUGGUUAAGCCAUCAAAUGCUGUUAACACAA
Paramuricea clavata is the source of this 310-nucleotide messenger RNA. Lineage: Eukaryota; Metazoa; Cnidaria; Anthozoa; Malacalcyonacea; Plexauridae. The record is from the annotation of a GenBank genome assembly.